UCUAGUUGUUCGUGUAUUUGCUCCUUGCACUUCCUGCUGUGCGACUAUUAUCAGUGCUCUCAGCCAGGGACGGACACCGACAGGGGACACUUCAGUCAAGGAGUGGGGGAUCCGCAGCCGCUCAGCACCCUCUCCCUGUCUCCCAUUACAUGGAAGGACGCCAAGUGAUGGCUCCAAGGAACAAGAUUCCUCUGCUUCGUAUAGGAGUUCUGAUAAUUGUGGGUUUGGCUGUAAUCAAGUUUGCAUAUAAAAGCAGACCUACCCACACCAUAGUAGCUUCUCUGAGGAUUGAAGAGAAGUCUGCAAAAGAAAGCAAAGACAACUUUUUUUGGGGAAAGGCAGGUGAACCCCAGGAGAAUUCGGAUAAACGGGAACUUCCUCCCGAGCCGCCAAACGAGAUGAACGCUCCGGUGGAUGAAAACCUUCCGUUAAAGAAGAAGGGUGUCGCCAAGGAUUUCAGCGGCAUUCAGUUGAGACUGGUUCACUUGGACCUUAAAGGAGCAGCCCCAAAGGUUUCUUACUUGGAACAGAUAUUUCCACUUCUUUCCAAGAUGGGGGCCAAUGGCUUGCUCAUAGAAUAUGAAGACAUGUUCCCUUAUAGCGGGGAGUUAGAAAUCCUGAAGUCUCCUUAUGCUUACAGUAAAGAAGAUAUUGAAAAGAUACUACACCUGGCGGAAAUAAACAAACUUGAAGUGGUGCCUCUCGUCCAAACCUUUGGGCAUAUGGAAUAUGUUCUGAAGCACGAGAAUUACCGGUCGCUGCGAGAGGUGGAACAAUACCCGAACAGCAUAAACCCACACCGUGCAGAGACCAUGCCGCUGGUGAAAAAGAUCUUGGGCCAAGUUCUAGAGCUGCACCCCAUGGCCAGCUUUGUCCACAUCGGGGCGGAUGAGGUUUUCCACCUUGGAGAAGGACAAGAUUCCAAGACCUGGUUGAACAGUAACAACGGAGACUUGGGCAAGAUGUUCCUCGCCCAUGUGAAAGAGCUGCUGAAUUUCUUGCACAGUCACUACCCUGACAAGUAUGCACUCAUGUGGGAUGAUAUGCUGCGGAAGCUCAGCGUGGAGAACAUAAAGGAUGCCAAUAUCAGCAAGUCUGUGUCUCCGGUAUUGUGGAUUUAUGAUCAGAACCUCAACACUCAACAAACAGAUAAACUCAUAGGGAAGUACCAGGACUGUGGUUUUCCUUCUGUAUGGUUUGCAAGUGCCUUCAAAGGAGCAUCAGGCCCUGAUCAGAUGUGGACCCCCAUUGGCUUGCACAUGAAUAACCACCUGCAGUGGAAACAAGUAAUUGAUAGCAUGCACAAAUUCCCAAAAAUCCGCUAUGGUGGCAUUGCAAUGACAGGGUGGCAAAGGUACGACCAUUACUCUGUGCUGUGUGAGCUGCUGCCUGUAGCUCUCCCUUCACUAGUGGUGUGUCUGCGGGCCAUUCAGCAUGGGCCACUCACUGAGGAAUCCAAGACAGAGAUCAAUCAGAUACUGGGCUUCAGUAAAAUGGAUUUAAAGAAGAACAUUUGUGACGGCAACGGAGCCUUCCCUGGGGCUGAGAUUUACAGGAUGGUUCGCAUCAUCAACGACGACUUAAAAAAGAAAGUGCGAGAAAUUAUGGAGGGAGACAGUGAAAUCCGGGCCUGGUUUUCCCGUUAUCACCGGAAGCAUCGCUUUGGGAACCCGCACAAGAUGGAGACUUUCAGAGACAAAGUGUUAAAAACCCACGAAGAAUGGGAAACUCUCACGGACAGCCUGCGCGUCCAGCUGGAGACCAUCUAUUUUCCCGACACAGUGGAAGAGUGGAUGGAAGAGAACGUUAACCUGCACUUGGACGCCCUGAGAAAAAUGGCAAAAGACUUCAAAGAGAUCUUGGAGCUUAAGGCUCAGCCUAAGGCAGUCCUAAAAAAGUGACGAACCCGCAGGGAAUGAUGGUAACGGGUAUUUAAAUGAAGAAUUAAAUUUCGGAGAUAUUUAUGUGAAAGUUCAAAGGGUAGAGCUCUGAGUUUAAACUUGGGGACCUCCAUUUCUAUAUGAACUACUUCUCCCAGCAUGCUCAGCCAACUGUAUGUUUUCAGCACCUGUGGAGCAGUGAAUGUAAGCACCCAGGUUUACUGAUCUAGCACCAUGGUUGAUAAUUACGCCUGUCAACACUUCUAUACCCUGUGAUAUUUAAGGUUCAGCUACUGCAUUCAGCUUGUUUCUGCACCCCAGAUGAACAGAAAGAGUCGACCAUGAGUUGCUUCCCGACCUGCUAAAUCACAGCACUUCAGUUGCAGAAAGGGAAGGUUCACCAUCAACAUAAAUGUUCUUUUAUCAUAA
Molecule: messenger RNA, 2309 nt
Organism: Xenopus laevis (African clawed frog)
Lineage: Eukaryota; Metazoa; Chordata; Amphibia; Anura; Pipidae
Gene: hexdl.L
Product: hexosaminidase D like L homeolog
Exons: 14
Coding region: 150-1901 (583 amino acids)
Source: RefSeq, a predicted model, not a curated record